CGGGUGACCAGCCCAGCCUCGCCGCCCCAGCUCGCCGCGUCCCGGCGCUCAGCCUCCGCGCCAGAGGCGAGCGCUGCGCUCCGGGCGCCGCAAUCCCGAGGACACGGCCUCUCCGACACCUCCGGCCCGGCGAAGUCGGCGGCAGCAUCGGCGGGAGCGGUCGCAGCCGCCUCUGCUCCUCUCUCCGUUGCUUCCCGUCACCUCGCUGAGACCCUGUCCGGGCCGCGGGGACACCCUUUUUCGUCCUCCCCCCGAGGCUCGUGGGACCGACGGACGGACGCAGGGAUCCAGGGCCGGACUGCGGGCAGCGGCAAGGACUUUGUGAAUGGUGCUUUGGAGCACCUUCAGUGGUCACUGCUCAUCCCUCUUCCCGGUACACUUUCUGGAAGGGACCAGCACACAUCCAGUUAACUCACGUCAAUGGGGUUGUGGAACAGAUCACGCUCAUCUCACUGAGAUCAGAACAGCUGAGCAUUACCUACCACGAAUAACAUCAAGUUAAAAACUGCAAAGUUUGGAUCUUUUCCUGCCUUAGAAGCAAGAAAAAUGGAAAACUGAUCGUCAAAGGUCUCUGCGCAAGACGGGGUGUGGAACCUAACCACGGGGUGUCCAUGACCCCCGAGGCUGCAGCCCAUCAGCAAUGAAAGGGUUAUCGGGCAGCCGCAGCCACCACCACGGGGUCACCUGCGACGCGGCCUGCGACUCGCUGUCGCACCACUCGGACCGCAAGCCCUACCUGCUGAGCCCGCUGGAGCACCACCCGGCCGACCACCCUUACUACACUCAGCGGAACUCCUUCCAGGCCGAGUGCGUGGGCCCGUUCAGCGACCCGCUGGCCAGCAGCACCUUCCCGCGCAGGCACUACACCUCGCAGCAGGAGCUGAAGGACGAGUGCGCCCUGGUGCCCCGCACGCUGGCCGCCAAGGCCAACCGCAUCCCCGCCAACCUCCUGGACCAGUUUGAGAGGCAGCUGCCGCUCGGCCGGGAUGGCUACCACACGCUGCAGUACAAGCGCACGGCCGUGGAGCAUCGCAGCGACAGCCCCGGCCGCAUCCGCCACCUGGUCCACUCGGUCCAGAAGCUCUUCACCAAGUCGCACUCCCUGGAGGGGCCGUCCAAGGGCGGCGUCAACGGGGGCAAAGCCAGCCCCGACGAGACGCAGACGGGGAAGUACGGCAAGCGCAGCAAGAGCAAGGAGCGGCGCGCCGACCCCAAGGCCCGCGCCAACGCCUCCCCGGGCUGGUGGAGCUCCGACGACAACCUGGACGGCGACGUGUGCCUCUACCACGCGCCCGCGGGAGUGAUGACCGUGGGCAGGUGCCCCGACCGCUCGGCCUCGCAGUACUUCAUGGAGGCCUACAACACCAUCAGCGAGCAGGCGGUCAAGGCCUCCCGGAGUAACAACGACGUCAAGUGCUCCACCUGUGCCAACCUGCCCGUCAACCUGGACGCGCCGCUCCUGAAGAAGAGCGCCUGGUCCUCCACCCUGACCGUGAGCCGCGCCAGGGAGGUGUACCAGAAGGCGUCGGUUAACAUGGACCAGGCCAUGGUGAAGUCAGAGUCCUGUCAGCAAGAGCGCUCCUGCCAGUACCUUCAGGUUCCACAGGAUGAAUGGACAGGGUACACCCCUAGAGGUAAAGACGACGAAAUUCCGUGCCGAAGAAUGCGGAGCGGCAGCUACAUCAAGGCCAUGGGAGAUGAAGACAGUGGUGACUCUGACACAAGUCCCAAGCCUUCUCCCAAAGUUGCUGCGCGAAGAGAAAGCUAUCUCAAGGCUACUCAGCCAUCCCUUACAGAACUCACCACACUCAAGAUUUCCAAUGAACACUCCCCCAAACUCCAGAUCCGGAGUCACAGUUACCUGAGGGCAGUAAGUGAAGUCUCCAUCAAUCGAAGCCUGGACAGCCUUGACCCUGCCGGCCUGCUCACAUCACCAAAGUUCCGCUCUAGGAACGAGAGCUACAUGCGAGCCAUGAGCACCAUCAGCCAGGUGAGCGAGAUGGAAGUGAACGGGCAGUUCGAGUCCGUGUGUGAAUCCGUGUUCAGCGAGCUGGAGUCACAGGCGGUGGAAGCCCUGGACCUGCCAAUGCCCGGCUGCUUCCGCAUGCGGAGCCACAGCUACGUGCGGGCCAUUGAGAAGGGCUGCUCCCAGGACGACGAGUGCGUGUCCCUGCGGUCCUCCUCCCCACCGCGCACCACCACCACCGUGAGGACCAUUCAGAGCAGCACCGGUGUCAUAAAACUGAGUUCUGCAGUUGAAGUGUCAUCUUGCAUUACAACAUAUAAGAAGACACCACCUCCAGUCCCACCCAGAACUACCACGAAACCUUUCAUUUCUAUCACAGCCCAGAGUAGCACAGAGUCUGCCCAGGAUGCCUACAUGGAUGGACAGGGCCAGCGAGGAGAUAUUAUCAGCCAGUCUGGACUGAGCAACUCCACGGAGAGCCUGGACAGUAUGAAGGCUCUGACAGCCGCCAUCGAAGCUGCAAAUGCCCAGAUCCACGGCCCUGCAAGUCAACACAUGAGCAACAACCCUGCCACUGUCACUACCACGACCACCAUAGCCACUGUCACCACAGAGGACAGGAAGAAGGAUCACUUUAAGAAAAAUCGAUGCCUUUCCAUUGGGAUACAGGUGGAUGAUGCUGAAGAGCCUGAGAAAACCGGGGAGAAUAAAGCACCCAGUAAGUUCCAGUCCGUAGGAGUGCAAGUAGAAGAAGAGAAGUGUGCACAGAGAGAAGCUCCUGGUCUCACAGCACUUUUCUGGAAAGAAAAUUCCAAACUGUUAUUUUUCUGCUUCCGCAGGUUCACUCGAUCCAACAGCGUGACGACAGCCGUACAGGCCGACCUGGACUUCCACGAUAAUCUGGAAAACUCUCUGGAGUCUAUAGAGGACAAUUCGUGCCCCGGCCCAAUGGCCAGACAGUUCUCCCGGGACGCGAGCACCUCCACCGUCAGCAUCCAGGGCUCAGGAAACCACUACCACGCCUGCGCAGCCGACGACGACUUCGAUGCGGAUUUUGACCCUUCGAUUCUGCCUCCCCCGGAUCCCUGGAUUGACUCGAUCACCGAAGACCCCCUGGAGGCCGUCCAAAGGUCGGUGUGCCACCGGGACGGCCACUGGUUUCUGAAGCUCCUCCAAGCAGAGCGGGACCGCAUGGAAGGGUGGUGCCAGCAGAUGGAGCGAGAAGAGCGGGAAAACAACCUGCCGGAAGACAUUCUAGGGAAAAUCCGAACUGCAGUGGGCAGUGCCCAACUUCUCAUGGCCCAGAAAUUCUACCAGUUCAGAGAACUGUGUGAAGAAAACCUGAAUCCCAAUGCUCAUCCAAGGCCCACUUCCCAGGAUCUGGCGGGGUUCUGGGACAUGCUGCAGUUGUCCAUAGAAAAUAUUAGUAUGAAAUUUGAUGAACUUCAUCAGUUAAAGGCCAAUAAUUGGAAACAGAUGGAUCCUCUUGACAAGAAGGAGAGAAGGGCCCCUCCUCCAGUGCCAAAGAAGCCGGCGAAGGGCCCCGCGCCGCUGAUCCGGGAGCGCUCGCUGGAGAGCUCGCAGCGCCAGGAGGCCCGCAAGCGCCUGAUGGCCGCCAAGCGCGCCGCGUCCGUCCGCCAGAACUCGGCCACCGAGAGCGCCGAGAGCAUCGAGAUCUACAUCCCCGAGGCGCAGACCCGGCUCUGAGCGCCCCGCGCGCCCCGCCGCGCCGCCUCCGCGCUCCGUCCUCCCUCCGCCCCCUCCCCGCCCUCCGAGCCCGUCCGUCCCGGAGCUCAGUGACUUCCACUGUCGCGGUGUAGUUGUCGGUCUUGCAGGAGCCGCCCCCCUCCCCCCAGUAGCCCCAGCCGCCCGGACCGGUUUGCCCACGUUCUCCACCGAGCUUCGCCACCCGUACGGACGCGUCACCCACCUGCCUCAUCCGGAGAGCCGGCCUUUCUUUUCUCGGCAGAACCAAACCCACCUGUGUAGAAAUGGCCCCUUUAGGUCGCCCACCAUCCUCAGUUCUCCCAAGCUAGUCUGUCCCUAGAGCUCAGCAAUAUAAAACCAUAGGGUAUUUCAGAAAUCCAGUAGCACAGGGUGAGCCUUUGGGACUUAACCGUCUUCCACGUGAAGGAAACUAGGGCUCCGAUUCCCUUUAUUUCCCCUAAACGGUUAUUAUUUUGUCAAGCAGAUGGAGCACUUUAUUUCCAACCUCAGAAAUCACGCCAUCUCACCGGAAUCGAUGAGUGACAAUCCUAGAGGGGACGAAGUGGGGCUGGAUAUGUAGUGGGGAAGGGAGGAGCAAACUCUGCAGGUGCUGGGGCUUACCUGCUUCACUCACAGCUGCACAAACUGCCUCACUGUUACUCCAUCCAUCACUGCUUCAAAUGUUUCCAUCAGCAGAAGAUUGUAAAUUCGAUCUUUCAGGGAAAUUAAUCUAUUCUGAAAGGCAAUAAAAUGAAGAAAGGCAAGGAAGCACUGCUAGUUUAAGAUAUACUACAUAAGGGAUUUUUUUUUUGUCCUAUUAUUAAGAAACUUUAGACCUGAAAUGUUUUAUCAACUUUUACUGUACUAUGUGUAUUAUAUUGUUGUGAUGGUGGGGGGUCUUUAAAGGGGAAAGCGUUGGUCCUCUUAACGUGUUAGUGUCCAUCCUGGGGGGCCUACCUACUAGCAUAUAAGUACACACCUGGUCAAGAAGUGCUGUAAGUGGCAGCGAGGGUGUUUUCGGAGAGAAGUUUGGGUUUUCCUGUCAUCCCUUUGAAUGCUACACAUCCAUCUGUUGUAACCCGGUAGUUUGUAAUGCAGACAUAUUUUCGCCUUUGGUCUUCUCUCACUCCUAGCCAGAGUCCUACCAGUCUCCAGCAUAAGGAUUUCGUCCUAUGUCAAACCGAUAAAAUAAAUUCUCUACCCAAGUAGACACGCGGCCUCGUUCCAAAGAGCUGCCUCUCAUCUUGAGGUCCCAGGUGGUGAGAGAAGAAAUUUGACCUCAGCAGUUCAGCAGUCACGAGGAAGGGGGGAAAGUCGUGAUUCAUAAGCACUGAAAGAAACCCAGGCUUUUGGCAGAGAAUGUGAAUUUACACUUUUAGUCCUGACGGAUGGGCAGUGUGCGCUAAGCAUCUAGCUGAAGUUAUCUUUAAACGCCCUUACUCGUAGCAGUUUAAACAUUUAGGAUGUGGUGAUCUUAAAGUAUCACUGACAUUUUAUGUCCAGCUCCCACUCUAAAGCAUUAGAAAUUACCCUUGAAAAAUGACAGACUAAAAACACACAUCAAAUAAGCUUGCACCAGAACUUUUUUUAAAAAAUAUACUCUCGUAGCCAGGUGCUAAUUUAUUUAUGAAAUUAAGAAAAGUGAUGGGUUCUGGCAACAACUAUUUUCAUGGUCACAUUCUAAAACCACUAGGGAAUUCGCUACCUCUCAGAGCCACUGAUGCUUUGAGCUAUCUUUAUAAACAGGGCACAAAUGUUUACUGCUGUGGUUUACAAGAAAAGGGCUACUAACCUAUUUAAAAACCAACCAACCAACUUUUAACUAGGGUGGACAAAGCACCUUGAGUGCUUUGCAAAAUUGGAGCUGACAGAGAUUUUGAACUUCAAGGGUUCGCUUGUUUUAAAAAGAAUACACCUUUUCUUCAGUUUGUAGCAGCAACAGAAGGUCACACAAAGUUUGCAGCCAGUAAGGCCAUCUGCCACCUUGGGUAGCCUAUAGUCCCAUUCAAUCCUGAAAAUGACUUGGAACUCAUAGAUUGACGUGAAGGAAGCGACAUCCAUCGGAAGACCCAUGUUCCCAACUACAGCUCCGUGCCCUGAGGUAGAGAGAAGAUUGGGAUUAAGAAAUCGAUUUCUAAUACGACUCAAGAUCAUCCUACAGUAUUUUCUUUGGAAACUGGUUUAGCCCAGGAUAUUUUAAAGAGAGACAAGAGAAGGCCUAUUUAUCUUGUCUAUGUGAAUGGUAUUUGUAUAUUCAUAAGCUAUUUUUGGUAAGGAUUUUAAAUCUUUUAGCCGAAUGCCUACAGGCAUCAUGACCCUUGCCUUCCUUAAAACACAAAUUGUACAAACACUUUAUAAAAAGCUAAUUAUUGAUCUUAAAACACGACCCCACAUAAAGCUGCUUGUUAACCACUUGCCCCCUUAAGCUGACAUCCAUGAGCAUAACCUUUGUCACAUUGUUCUUUUUGAUGUAAUUUGUAGAUAUGUUUUUUAGUUCAUAAUGGAAAAUGUAUGUACCCUGAAAAAUUACUUAUUUUGUUUAACUUUGGUAUAAAGCUGUUUGGGCAUUUUCUUGGGGAGGGGGGGAACUACAAAAGAAGUUUGUCUCCCACAUCAAAAAACGUUCAAAGAAAUUAAGUAUUUAUUAUAUUUUUUGCAGAUGUUUCCAUACAAUUCACAUAACCUUUUUGUAAAGAGAGAUGAAGAAAUGGAUUAAAGAUUUUUAAUAUUUGAAAUGGUAAAUAGAACUAAUUUAUUUGUAAUAUAUUUCUGUUAUUUAUAGAUGUUUCCUUAAUGUUUUACUGUGCAUUACCACUUUAAUUUAAGCCUUAUCCUUGUGAAUUUACCAUUUCUUUUUUAAAACAUGUCUAGAUGCAUAUUUUAAAUAACUGGAAUGUAAAUCACUAGCAUAUCUGAAUUCCCAAUGUAAUUUUUAAAAAUUAUUUUGGUUUGGAAAAAAAAGAUUCAUUUGAAAGCCUUCAGAUGGAGGGGUGGGGAACAUUUUUAUGGCUUUAUGAAGUGGAAUUUCAUAGGCUUAUUUACCUAGAUUGUGUGUGGACAAAAAAAAAAACAAAAAAACAAAACUGUAAAUAGAUGAAUGUUUCCCAUAAUGUAAAAAGAAGAAAUUAAUAAAAUAAUUAAUGCACUGCU
Leopardus geoffroyi (Geoffroy's cat) is the source of this 6823-nucleotide messenger RNA. It is a transcript of the gene DLGAP1, whose product is annotated as DLG associated protein 1. The coding region runs from base 641 to 3673 and encodes 1010 amino acids. NCBI's taxonomy places the organism in Eukaryota, Metazoa, Chordata, Mammalia, Carnivora, Felidae. Gene Ontology annotation, molecular function: molecular adaptor activity. The record is from RefSeq and is a predicted model, not a curated record. Gene Ontology annotation, biological process: signaling. The transcript is spliced from 15 exons. Gene Ontology annotation, cellular component: glutamatergic synapse; postsynaptic specialization.